Cylindrotheca closterium is the source of this 1008-nucleotide messenger RNA. The record is from the annotation of a GenBank genome assembly. NCBI's taxonomy places the organism in Eukaryota, Bacillariophyta, Bacillariophyceae, Bacillariales, Bacillariaceae.
AUGACAUUCAAAACCACACGCUCAAAAGAAGUCGCUGUUGCAUCUCAAUGUGUAACUAUCGCUGCAAAGCUGUGCCAAGCUGUUCGACUUGAACUUGCAUCGCUUCAGGCAAUGACAAAAUCAGACCAAUCUCCCGUCACGAUUGCUGAUUUUGGUGCUCAGUGCAUCAUUGGCAAUAGCCUCAAGGAGGCCUUUCCGCAAGAUGAAUUGGUGGCAGAAGAGGACGCAGAUGAUCUAAGAGCACCAGAAAAGAAAGAACAGCUUGCGGAAAUUACCAAAUAUGUCAACCAGACGUUGACAUCGCAUCAUGGUCCAAGCUGUGCAGUGACUGUGAAAGAAGAGUCAGAGAUUUUGGAUUCGAUCGACCAUGGCAAUGGGACACCAUCGGAAUCAAAGCGAUACUGGACGUGUGACCCAAUUGAUGGUACCAAAGGCUUUCUUCGCGGCGACCAGUAUGCAGUAUGUCUUGCACUUGUCGAAAAUGGAUCUGUUGUUUUGGGAGUCAUGGCCUGUCCAGCUCUUGAAAUCGAUGGUACGAUCGGUCACUUGUUCAUUGCCGAAACAGGCAACGGAGCAUGGCGAAAACCAUUGACUACUACAAUAAACGAGAACAAUGAACAACCAUUUACCAAAAUAAAAGUGAAUACAGAAUGCGAUGCAAUGGUUCAGAGCUUUGUGGCAAGCCAUGGCAAUCACUCGGAACAGGAAGAAGUGGCACAACAGCUGGGAAUUGAGAAUGUGAUUCGAAUGGAUUCUCAAGCCAAGUAUGCUAUGGUGGCCAGUGGCAAAGCAUCUUUGUACCUUCGACUCUCAAGCUACAAGGAGAACAUUUGGGAUCAUGCCGCUGGGAAGAUCUUGGUGGAAGAAGCAGGGGGUAAAGUGACGGAUCGGAACGGCAAGGAGCUUGGGUUUUCAGAGUUCAAAAUGACGCAGAAUGAUGGCGCAGUGGUGACCAAUGGGGUGUUGCAUGAGAAGGUUCUUGAAGUAUUGCAAAAGGGCAAUUCGUGA